CGGUCGGGCCGUAAACCUUCACCAGUGUUACGAUCAUCGAUACCGAUACACUAUAAUACGGAUACAGUAUCAGCACAGUUAAACACACACACACACACAUACGCGUUGUACAAAUAUGUUUCGAUCAUCGUCGUCUAGUAUCGCCAUGAAUAUGUUCGUGAUCACCGUGUGCGCGUGCGCCGCCGCUCUGGCCGUCCCGGAAGACGCGGCAGCCGGCAGGAGAGCGCACGUGGUCGGAUCGGACGUGACGGCCCCGGUGAGCAUGACGAAGCGGGACGCGCCCAUUCCGAACGUUAGCGAGGACGUGCUGGAAAAAGCGCUCAACGACAGGAGGUUUGUGCAGAGACAGCUCAAGUGCGCGACUGGUGAGGGACCGUGUGACCCCAUCGGCAGAAAAAUCAAAGCUCAUGCCCCGCUAGUGUUGAGAGGAAUGUGCGUUAAGUGCUCGCCUGCCGAAGUCAAACAGAUCCAACGCGUCAUGUCGCACAUACAGAAGAACUAUCCCAAAGAGUACGCGAAGAUGAUCAACCAGUACCAGAACGGAUUCUAAUCCCGUCACCGACUGUGAGGCGUGAUUCGUUUUCGACGAUCACCACUGCCAUCGCGGCCACUCUCGACGUAAUUUAUAUAAUACGUUUUUACGCGUAUAAUCGUAUCACAUAAUAAUAUCUUAUUGUAAUCAAAAAAAAAAAAAAAAACAUAAACGGUCAACAAGGUUUACUAGACUUGACUAGAAUAAGUACACACUACGUGUAUAAUAACGUGUGUGUUAUAAUUAUUACUAUUUUUUUUUUUUACAUUUAUUUUCUAGUAUAAUUGUAUUGUUAUUUCCUUUUUUCGCUAUGUAAAUAAACGACUGAACAUAGUUUUAAACGUAAA
Messenger RNA from Sipha flava (yellow sugarcane aphid), 879 nucleotides. Its product is annotated as ejaculatory bulb-specific protein 3-like. The record is from RefSeq and is a predicted model, not a curated record. The coding region runs from base 116 to 550 and encodes 144 amino acids. NCBI's taxonomy places the organism in Eukaryota, Metazoa, Arthropoda, Insecta, Hemiptera, Aphididae. The transcript has 3 exons.